AUGAGGGCAUUAUCGUGCACAGGAUCAAGUGAGGCGGGCCUGGAGUCGUUGGUCGCAGUGGUCAACCCGGAUGGAAGCCGCCCACACAUGCGCGACUGUGAGCCGUGGGUGUUAGAGUUGAGUGUUCCUGGCGAGCGAGCGUGUUCGGCGGUGGUCUUGGUCUCGCCUAACAAGUGCGAAUGGGCACUGGGCUUAGGGUAUUACGACGAGUUUGAUUUACUGAAGGACGUGAGUAGGAUGAGACUGUAUGAUAGUCCGAUUCAGGGGGCGUCUUAUUUACCGUGGCGGUUGCCGGAGGCUGCGUCGACCGUGUUGAAGAUUGAAUCGGAGACUGAUUCGCCAGAGACUGAUUCGCCAGAGACUGAUUCGCCAGAGACUGAUUCGCCAGAGACUGAUUCGCCAGAGACUGAUUCGCCAGAGACUGAUUCGCCAGAGACGGAAGUUGGUGACCUGCUUAUGAGGCGGAGUGUGAAAAUGGGCUCGAGUAAAUUUGUACAGUCUGCCAUUGCGAGAGCGCUUGAGCGGCGGUUGGAGGAGACGCGGUGUCUAGAGGACGACGCGCACCAGGUGUGGCUGGAGGUAUUCCGACAUCCGCGGACGGCCCUGGAGGUGGUGGACACGGGAGCGGCGGCAGCCCAAGUAGUUUUCGGUCGUCGAGUGUCGAGGUCGGAGUUUGGUGACUUAUUGCCGACUCUACCGGCGGACUGGCAUGAGUGGGUGCGGGCGGGCGCGAGCGCUGUAGCUCGACAGUGGUUGUUGUCACGGGCCCCGUCGGCGGCUGCUCGGGUGCAACUCGGAUCAGCAGCGCGGACACGACAGGCAUGGCGGACACGACAGGCAUGGCGUAAGCAAGUAAAAGACUUUCUGUGUACGUACCAUCGGCAACUGAUCGGUAUCGGGUGCUUGACGGCAACGUUCGCAGGCCUGGCAGCCGCGAUCAGACAUAUUGCAACAACACCACCGCCUUUGAUGAGGUAUGGUGACUUUAGAGGCCAGGAAGUAUCCUGCGACUCGAUAAAGGAUCACGAGACGGAGAAAGAGGUCGUUUUGAACUGGUGGUUAAAGCCGGAUCCUUGUGAUGGCAGGAGUGGUAUACUUAAGCUCACAAGCGGGCGCAACCGCCGUCGCCGGCUGAAGGAUUGUUUCAGCUUCGGCGUGCCCUCUGCCUUCGACUACAUUGCUGUAAAUGAAGCCGCAGGCGACUACAUCUGGGCGAUAAACGAAAACCCGAUAGCCAUCUGUUUUACGGAUGCGGACACACGGCGGGAACUCGCUCACCGAGCAGCGCGGGAACUGAACAUCACCAUCGUGCCGACCAUUUCGUCGACAAACGUGACCGCCGUUUCGUCGACAAACGUGACCGCCGUUUCGUCGACAAACGUGACCGGCAUUAUCACCGACAUGGAAACCGAUGAGGCGGCUGCUAUGGCGGUGCCCUUUGACCAGAAUGCCAUACACCAGGUACGCCUGAUGCUGAAGAACAAGUACCCCGUCGAUGACGCCGCCAGUACCAUAUGCGUGGGUAACGCUCAGUGCAACGCCACGCUCAGUGCCCUCGAAAACAACUUCUGCCAUUUCGCGGAACUCAACUGCCAUUACAACUCCGGACCCGAUGACAAAGCUGCACCCCACCGUCUCAGCAUCACCGGCUUCAAAACGACAUGGAAAAUACUUAAUGAACACGUCCCUAUCUUCCACCGACCCGACUAUAUCGUCGAAGACUGUGAAGCCAUCUGUCACAAAGAGAACAGAACCGACACCUCGGCGGUCUUGUCCGACGCCACUCUCAACCCACAGGCCGUCCACGACCACUCCAGAGCCGGAUGGUAG
Gregarina niphandrodes is the source of this 1830-nucleotide messenger RNA. RefSeq lists its product as hypothetical. The transcript has a single exon. Lineage: Eukaryota; Apicomplexa; Conoidasida; Eugregarinorida; Gregarinidae. The record is from RefSeq and is a predicted model, not a curated record. Bases 1 to 1830 code for a protein of 609 amino acids.